Messenger RNA from Benincasa hispida (wax gourd), 2211 nucleotides. It is a transcript of the gene PHP, whose product is annotated as PLANT HOMOLOGOUS TO PARAFIBROMIN. The record is from RefSeq and is a predicted model, not a curated record. Gene Ontology annotation, cellular component: Cdc73/Paf1 complex. Gene Ontology annotation, biological process: transcription elongation by RNA polymerase II; positive regulation of transcription elongation by RNA polymerase II. Lineage: Eukaryota; Viridiplantae; Streptophyta; Magnoliopsida; Cucurbitales; Cucurbitaceae. Gene Ontology annotation, molecular function: RNA polymerase II complex binding.
UACUCUUUAUCACGAUGCAAUUUCUCCGUUGAAACCCUAUUAAAAAUCCAAAUUUACGAAACUAGCCUUGAAGUUGAACAAGAACAACAACUCCUUUUCUUCCCCAAUUCACUCUGACCAAAAAACUAAAUACUACUCCACUGGAAAUGGAUCCUCUCUCAGCUCUCAGAGACUUCACCAUUCGAGGCGAGCUCGACAAAAUCGUCCGAGUCAACGACGAGUUCCGUUUUGCCUCCGAUUAUUCCUUCCCCUGCUCCGUCGAAACCGCUUACCGCUCCAAACAAGGCAAUCUCUACACACUCGAAACCCUCGUCUAUUACAUAAAAAAUCACCAUGUCAAGCACACUGAGUACCUUCAGAAUGCUCGCACUCAGGGAAUUACUUCGGUCACUUUCCCUGACCGGAAGCCUCUGCUUGAUUAUCUUACCGGCAAGGUCUCCUCCUCCGACGCCAUCGAGUUUCUUGUCCCUCAAAACCCCAAGUUCCCCGAAUUGCCUUCUGUGGAUGAGUAUCGCCCUGAAGAUCCGGUGAUUGUUGGAGCAGCCAUGGAUGCGGUUGAUGAGGACGACGGUUUUAAGGAUUCUACUAACGUUGAUUAUAUGACAAUGAUUAGGGCUAUUGAGAGACCGUUGAAGGACAGAGAAUCGUUGUUGGAAUGUAAGAAUAAGAAUUUCUAUAACGUGCUUGUGACGUCGACGAAGCGUGAGGAGGAGAGGCAGCGUCUUGAAUCGCAACAGAGGAAGGACGGUUUGGUUGCUAAGAGUAGGUUAAUGGGUUCUGAUGACAGGGGUUUGGUGGGAUAUGGUGAUGAUUUGGGUUAUGAUGCGAAUCCGAAACCGAAAAUGCAUUUGAAGGGAGGAAAGAUUGGAGAAGGUGUGCCUAUAAUUCUGGUUCCGAGUGCUUUUCAGACUCUGAUCACAAUAUAUAAUGUGAAAGAGUUUUUGGAAGAUGGUAUUUUUAUACCCACGGACGUGAAGGUUAAGCAGAUGAAAGGGGCGAGGCCUGAUUGUGUUACCGUGCAGAAGAAGUUCAGUAGGGAUAGAGAUAGAGUGGUGACCGCGUAUGAGGUUAGGGACAAGCCCUCGGCUCUGAAAUCAGAGGACUGGGACCGUGUUGUAGCUGUUUUCGUGCUGGGAAAGGAAUGGCAGUUUAAAGAUUGGCCUUUCAAGGAUCAUGUUGAGAUUUUCAAUAAAAUUAUUGGAUUUUAUAUGCGUUUUGAAGACGACAGUUUGGAAUCAGCUAAGAAUGUGAAGCAGUGGAAUGUUAAAAUUAUUUCGAUUAGCAAGAACAAGCGGCACCAAGACAGAGCUGCAGCAUUGGAGGUGUGGGAUAGGCUAGAAGAAUUUGUAAGGUCACGGUCUCAUUCUUGAUGUGAAUUCCAUGGCCGAAGCUUCUGCAAUUUGGAAAUUCAUAGGUGUAAACCCAAAUAUCAUCCGGCUUGACUUCACAACAUUAAACUAUACAAACGACUGUUUUCAAGGCGCACUUCUUGACCGCGGUGACUGUUGAUCCCUUCAGGGCCAUUAAGAGAUAGUAGCUUCGCUAAGGUUUUUCCUUUCCCCUCCAUUUUCAUUUUUUCCUCUACGGUGACACAAGCAAUGACUGCAGGAAGGUAUGCGUAUUAGGCUGACCAUUUCCAUCUUACUUCUUGGGUCUUUGCUUCUGCUUCAACCAUCGAUUUCAUCCUAGCAAUUUGUUUCUUCUUCCUUUUCCGGCUUCAGCCUUAUAUUUUAACCCAACUGCCAUGGGAUUGACGGCGAGGGUCACGAAGGCAUGAUGAGUUGGCUCCAUCAAGUAUCAAUUGAUUGGAAGUAGUUGUGUUACAUGAGCUGGCUUAUUAUAUCAAUGAUUAUUGGAAAAUGAAGAUAAUUUGUAACUGCAUUCAAUUUCAUUUGUAGAUCUCUUUUCUUUUCUUAAUGUUUUAUAUACCUUGUGUUUGUAAUCAAUGGUGGAAGUGAGUUUAUUCAUAUUUUAGACAUUCAUUUUAUUUAUUCAUAUUACUUAAGGAGCGGCCAGUAUAGCAUUCACAAGCACACAAUCAUGUAUUUUAUUCAAAAGAAUCUUUGAUGCAAUACAAAGUUCUUGGAAACAAAUGCCAGAUGAGAAGAUUAUGAAGAUAAAAAAAAAAACAACCUAAACAAAAGGGAUGCUUAAAAUAAUGCACUCUAAAAAAUAUCUAAAUGCAAUAAAUGACCAACAAUAAACCAGACU